Messenger RNA from Hippocampus comes (tiger tail seahorse), 1355 nucleotides. Its product is annotated as neutral cholesterol ester hydrolase 1-like. The transcript is spliced from 6 exons. Gene Ontology annotation, molecular function: carboxylic ester hydrolase activity. The record is from RefSeq and is a predicted model, not a curated record. Gene Ontology annotation, cellular component: membrane. The coding region runs from base 31 to 1251 and encodes 406 amino acids. NCBI's taxonomy places the organism in Eukaryota, Metazoa, Chordata, Actinopteri, Syngnathiformes, Syngnathidae.
CGGUACUCAGUACCCACUCACGGCCAAGCGAUGAGGCUGCGUUUCGCCGGAGCCAUCCUGCUGGCGGUGGCUGCCUACUACGUGUACCUGCCGCUGCCCGGCGGAGUGAGCGAGCCCUGGAAGCUGAUGCUGCUGGACGCCCUCAUCCGGGGCUUCAUGCGCGCGGGCGACGUCGCCCAGGCGCUGGGCCUGUGCCACCAGGUGCACCUGCUCAACCGGGUGGUGUCGUGGGUCGAGUUGAUCGAGGCUCGCUCCAGCGCCGGCGUGCUUGUCAGCGAUGGUGUGCUGGGGGGCGUGCCCUCUCGCAUCUUUCAGGCUACGGGGGGACGGUGGCCCAAAAGAGGGGUCCUCUACUUCCACGGAGGAGGGUGGGCGCUGGGCACUGCACGGAUGCGAUCAUACGACUUCUUGUGCCGGAAGAUGGCGGAAGAGUUGGAUGCUGUCGUCAUUUCUGUCGACUACCGUCUGGCUCCGGAGGCGAUGUUCCCGGACCAGUACCACGAUGCCCUGACAGCAUCGCGGGCCUUCUUGUCCAAAGAGGUUGCCAAGCGUUACAGCCUGGACCGCAAGCGACUAUGCGUGUCGGGAGACAGCUCGGGAGGCAACCUGGCCGCAGCCGUCGCUCAAGAGCUGGGCUCCGACGUGACCCUCACAGCUCACUUCAAGGUCCAGGCACUGAUUUAUCCGGUCCUGCAGGCGCUCGACUUCCACACGCCGUCCUAUCAGCAGAACAAGGCAGUUCCCAUCCUCUACCGGCCCGUCAUGGCUCGCUACUGGCUGCUCUACCUCGGCGCCGACCCGUCCCUGCAGUUGGCGCUGCUUGCCAACAACCACAGCGCCCUGGACCAGCCCGCCAUCAGCCCGGCUGCACGCUCACACCUGGACUGGACCGUCCUGCUGCCGGCGGAGCGUAAGAAGGAAUUCCGGCCGCUGGUGGUGGAAACGGGCACGCCGGGGCUGCUGGGCCAGGUGCCGGCCCUGUUGGAUGCGAGGGCGGUGCCACUGUUGGCCAAGCGAGACGUUCUAGCUAAGACGCCCGACGCUUACGUCCUGACGUGCGAGUUUGACGUGCUGCGGGACGACGGGCUGAUGUACGCUGAAAGGCUGCGGCGAGCCGGCGUGCGCGUCACCAGCGACCACUACGAGGACGGCUUCCACGGGUGCAUAUCGUUUGCGCAUCUGCCCGUCAUGUCCGCCGUGGGCCGCCGCGCCGUUGACAACUACAUUCGAUGGCUGGACCACAACCUCUGAGGAAAGGACUGGACGCUUUUGCCAUAGACUGCUGAUGUUCUUCUUCCAGGCUGGUGCAAGUGUGGUCAACCUGUCUUGGAACAGAAGGCAGCGAUUAAGCAUUU